Messenger RNA from Strongylocentrotus purpuratus (purple sea urchin), 1917 nucleotides. Its product is annotated as atrial natriuretic peptide-converting enzyme-like. Gene Ontology annotation, molecular function: protein binding; serine-type endopeptidase activity. The record is from RefSeq and is a predicted model, not a curated record. Gene Ontology annotation, biological process: proteolysis. The transcript is spliced from 13 exons. Lineage: Eukaryota; Metazoa; Echinodermata; Echinoidea; Camarodonta; Strongylocentrotidae. The coding region runs from base 24 to 1793 and encodes 589 amino acids.
UUACGUGUCCUGAGGGUAAACAUAUGUGUAAGUACACCCGGAGCUGCUUUGAUGAAGAGGACAAAUGCGAUGGAGUGCUCAAAUGUGAGGACGGGACCGAUGAGGUGGGAUGCGCGUGUCCCGACGCGUGGAGGGAGCGAUGCGGUGAUGGACACUGCCUCGUAAGAACUCAGAUAUGUAAUCGUCGUGUGGCUUGUUUGGACGAUGAAGUCAACUGUACCUUCACCUGUGACAAUGGCAAAACACUUCGACAAUCUUUCGUUUGUGAUGGAUUUAACGAUUGCAUUGACAACUCGGACGAGGAACAAGAUUGUGAAUGCCUGCCUUUCCAGUACACAUGCGCAGACGGUAAAUGUAUACACAUUAACAACAAGUGCAAUGGAAUUGCCGAUUGUGCAGAUGGAGAUGACGAAGAAGAUUGCACUUGUGCGAGCUGGCAGUUUGAAUGUACCGACUCGACCUGUAUUCCAGGCUGGUUGACCUGUAACGGAAAUGACGAUUGUUCAGACGGAAGUGACGAACAAAAUUGCCCAACCUGCCCGGGAAGAUACUAUCGUUGUGCCGACCACCGAUGCAUCUCCCUAGAUAUGUUAUGCGAUGGCACACCAAAUUGCGCCAAUAACGAGGAUGAGGAAAACUGCGAACCCACCUGCAGUCCAACCGAAUUCACAUGUCCAGACGGCACAUGCGCAGUCAAUCUCACAAGUUGUGACGUCAUGACGACGACGACGACAAGAAUGCCCUCGACAACGUUGGCGACGACGAUGCGACCGCCUUCGACGAUGAUGCACGGAGUCAUGACAUCUGAACCUAUGUCGAUGAAAACUACAAAGACACCAGUAAUAUGCGAAGAUUCUGGUUUUGCGUGUAACAAUGGAGACUGCAUCAAGCAAGAAUACCGCUGUGACGUCAUAAAAGAUUGUGAUGAUGGUGAAGAUGAAGAAAACUGCGAUCCUGCAGACAUAACGAACAGUUGUGACGGUUUUGGACCGACGGAUCGUUUUGUUUGCGAUGGUCGCAGAGAUUGCACCGACGGAUCCGAUGAAGACAACUGCCAUUGCGGUGACCGUCCCAUCAUGGAUGCCAAUAUCAUCAUGGGUGCUGCAGUGACGACACGGGGUAAAUGGCCCUGGCAGGCUGGGCUGAUCCGUUCCAAGACCACACCCUUUUGCGGUGGUACCUUAAUCAACAGAAAAUGGGUUCUGACUGCCGCUCACUGUGUGGUCGGAUUGCAUGGUGGGAAAGUCUAUCUCGGUAUCACUAACUGGAAAACCGGCAGGGAAGACGGACAGACCAUUCCGAUUGAACGGAUCUGGAUCCAUCCAAACUACAGCGGUGAUCCGGCUCACCAAAAUGAUCUCGGAAUGAUCAAACUGAAGGAACCGGCUACCCUCAAUAACUAUGUCCAGCCAGCUUGUCUACCGCCGAUGGACUACGUCAUUGCUGACGGUACUUACGUCACAGCCACUGGCUGGGGAUCCAUCGUAGAGAGCAGUGAUAGUCCACCAGACCUACAGGAGAUCCGUCUGCCGAAAGUUCCUCUGGAGUACUGCAGGAACCACUACUCACUAGAGCUGUUGGAUAGUGUGGUUUGCGCUGGAUACUCAAAUGGAUUUAUUAGUACCUGUUUUGGUGAUAGCGGAGGACCCCUGGUGUCUGACAUCAAUGGUACCUGGUAUUCCAUCGGGAUGGUGUCGGCAGGAGAAUCAUGCGGUGGGCCAUAUAGGCCAAACAUCUUUACGGGUACCGUUAGCAAUCUGGACUUUAUCAUCAAGACUAUGGAAGGGAAUUGAUAACUGCAUAAGUUAUAGUAUUUAGUUCAGUAUUGAAUAGAACUACAAGUAUGACUCAUGCCUAAGUCUUUUACUUAGAGAUUUAUAAUAAUAAUAGCUAGUUCUUGUAUAGCGCUUUUCAGGA